This is a messenger RNA of Rotaria sordida, 753 nucleotides long. NCBI's taxonomy places the organism in Eukaryota, Metazoa, Rotifera, Eurotatoria, Philodinida, Philodinidae. The record is from the annotation of a GenBank genome assembly.
AUGUGUAUCACAUUGAAUGAUGGCUCGAUUUAUCUUCUACCAGGUGUUGAAGCGUCUGUUAACAAUCUUACUAAAUUAUUUAAAAAGAAACGAGAAGAACUUCUUAAACAAUCUCAACGACGUCGAUCCAUUACUAUUGCUUCAGUUUCAUCUGUUCCCAACAUUAUGUCAACUAAUUUAGCAACACCACCUGUAAUUGUGGAUAAUUAUUCCAUUAACUCAUCCACAUCUAAUAUUUCGUCUGAUCUGAACCAAGGUAUUUCACCAUCAAUGACUCAUCUUCUUACAUAUGAAAUUAAAAGUCGUAUUGUAAAUACAGUUAUCGAAUGGCUUAAACAAAAUAGUGAAAAAUUAUCUUUGGUAAAUAUGAAUUUUCAAGAAGAUAUUGAUUUCAAAGUCGAAUUGAACAAUUCUGAAGAUGGUAUUAUUAUUCGAUGUAAAUGUGGCACAAAACAUGCCAUCGGUCAAGGGCGAGGAGUUCUUGUAUUCUCCAACAUUUAUCGACAUUUUAAAUCACAAAAAUGUUCGAUGAUAAUUGAAAAACAACGUCGAUCCGAAAGCCACAGUACACAUACAACUGAAGUAAAUGAGAAUUGUUCGACGUCAAUGAUCACAACAAACUCAAACUUAUCCAUGUCAACAUCAUCAACUCAAAAGGAACUUAAUUCUGUUGAUCCUCCAUUACACAGCAGCAAACGUCGUACUGAUUUAUCUUCUAAUACGUCGAAGUCAAAGAGAAAACGACGUAAUUAA